This is a messenger RNA of Solea senegalensis (Senegalese sole), 2935 nucleotides long. Its product is annotated as cysteine-rich secretory protein LCCL domain-containing 1-like. Lineage: Eukaryota; Metazoa; Chordata; Actinopteri; Pleuronectiformes; Soleidae. Gene Ontology annotation, cellular component: extracellular region. The record is from RefSeq and is a predicted model, not a curated record. Bases 289 to 1821 code for a protein of 510 amino acids. The transcript has 15 exons.
AAAAGUGAGCAGCGUUGCAGCCAGCAGUGCGCCACUAGACCUGAGGAAUUCCACAGGUCUCUAUAUAAUAGACCCGUGUGGACUCUCGUGUCGUGUCCUCACUGCGUGGAUGUUCACAGUGAGGAGAGAGUGAGCACGCGCUGUGUGAGAUAUAGAUGGAAGGAAAACUGUCGCUGUAAUCAUCUGCAUCUGGAAUAUUACACCUGGGAUUUAUUUCUGACCAGCUUGACGGAUUUUAAAGUUAUAAAAGUCCUCUUCAUUCUGUAGUGGUCGGUUCUUUUCCCCGUCAUGAAGAGUCCUCUUCCUGUCCUGGGUUUGGUUAGAGCGGCAAGCUUGUUCCUGUACUUGAACCAGACCGUCCUGACCAUGGUCCUCACCAACUCCACACGUCUCGAGUCCCUCCUGGACAAGUACAGGGACAGGGACGAGGAGUGGUGGACGGCGAGGUCACGAGGGAGGAGGGCCAUCAGCGAGGGAGACAUGCACCUCAUUCUGGACCUGCACAACAAGCUGCGCGGUCAGGUCCACCCUCCUGCUUCCAACAUGGAGUACAUGAUAUGGGAUUAUGAGCUGGAGAGGAGUGCGGAGCACUGGGCACACGCCUGCCGCUGGGAACACGGACCGAGCCACAUGUUGACUCAAAUAGGCCAAAAUCUUGGAGCUCACUGGGGCAGGGACCGCCCUCCUACCUACCAUGUGCAGGCCUGGUAUGAUGAGGUGAGGCAUUACAGCUAUCCCUACUCCCAGGAGUGUAACCCACACUGUCCUUUCAGAUGUUCAGGACCUGUAUGCACUCACUACACUCAGUUGGUGUGGGCGACCAGUAAUCGCAUUGGCUGUGCCAUCAAUGUGUGUUACAACAUGAACGUGUGGGGGAUGAUCUGGGCCAAAGCUGUUUAUCUGGUCUGCAACUACUCUCCACCAGGUAACUGGUGGGGUCAUGCUCCAUAUAAAUAUGGAACUCCUUGCUCUGCUUGUCCGGCCAGCUAUGCUGGAGGCUGCAGGGACAACCUCUGCUACAAGGAUGGCGGCGUGGACAGGCGUCCGCCUCCUGAGAUCGAGGAGAACUACAUCGAGCCUGAACCCGAGCCAGUGAAGGACAGAGAUCCAGAACCCAGGACUCAGACGCCAGAUCCAUCGCCCUCUGACGCCCAGGGAAGAAACCCGGUUGUCAGCACAGAGCAGAUGUCUCAACAGGUGGAGUGUGAGACCAAACUGAGAGACCAGUGCAAGGGGACAACCUGUAACAGAUAUGAGUGUCCACCUGGCUGCUUCCACAGACACGGAAAAGUAGUUGGAACUGGAUAUUAUGACAUGCAGUCCAGCGUGUGUGGAGCCGCGUUACAUUCAGGUGUUAUUGACGACGACGGUGGAUGGCUGGAUGUGACCAGACUGGGCAGAAAACAGCAAUUCACCAAAUCAUACAAGAAUGGUAUUCAGUCUCUAGGGAAAAACAGAAGUGCAAAUUCCUUCAAAGUAGAAACAGUGCCAGUCAAAGCAGUAACAUGUGAAACCACUGUGGCUCUUUUCUGCCCGUUCAAGAAACCUGUAAGACACUGUCCCAGGUUGUAUUGUCCCAGAAACUGUUUGCGUGAAAGUCGAAUCCGUGUCAUUGGGACAAACUAUUACUCAGAUAAAUCCAGUAUCUGUAGAGCGGCCAUUCACGCUGGAGUGAUCCAGAACGAGUCUGGAGGUUACCUCGAUGUGAUGCCAGUGGACAAACGACAGCAGUACAGUGGCAGUUCACAGAAUGGCGUCACCUCAGAGAGUUUACUGAAUCCAUCGGGAGGAAAAGCCUUCAGAGUGUUCGCAGUCAUGUGAAAAACCACUCUUAAAGGCCAGAGAACCAUCAAACAUGGCCACUGAACAACCAGCAAACCCACUCAUUACACUCGUACAACCUGCAAUUACAUCAGUGCUACAGUAAAUAAGCCUCAGCCUCUGACACUAAAACUGUAACAUGACUUUCAUCAAGGCUUCACUUUUAACUUUGGUCAUGACUCCAAACUUAGCUUUGAGAAGAAUUUCCCGGUGAGUGAUGAUCUUGGAUCUCUCUCUUCUUACGUCUCUCUAGAGUCGGCCAUAAUAAUCACAUCAGGCCACCACACAUCAUGUCGUAAUGCCACCAGAUUAAAAUCACUCCAUAAUUUAAUAUUAUAACAGCUUCUGACCGGAAUUAAAUCAGACGUGGAGUAAAUGUAAAAAAAAAAACAUUUCCAUAAAAGUGAGGACACUGUCUAAAAAUGCAUGUAAUGCAACCCCAAAGGGAAAAGAUUACAUAAUAUCAUGAAUACUUAUAGGUCACAAAUAAACACAAAACUUAAAAAAAGAAAACAAACUUUAAAAAUUAUGAUAUUUCUUUCUAAACUUUCUAAGUUUAAUUUAAAUAAACUUUAGUAACCAGUUGAACAGAAAAUGGAUGACAAAAAUAUUACUUUAACAUAUUUUUAAUCAACAAAAAACAACAUUUUGGUGAAGUGAUAGUGUACGAUGAAAAUUGACAGUACGAUGAAAAUUGACAGUGUCCACGAUUCUACACAUCUUCAACAAAUUUUUUUCGACAAUGACCUAAAAGUUAAAAGAACAAUCCCAUGAGGCUUUAUUUUGGUAGAGAACCAGUGAAAUACUAACUUUCUUCAUCUCUAUUUACAGUACAGCAACAAAACAGGUGGUGAAAAUACAGACUGUAUAUUUCUGUACAUAGUGAUGUAAAUAAUGUUGAACUCUUUUCCAUUUCCAGCUUUACAAAUCAAACAAGCAGUAAUAUAAUAACAUGAGUAGAUGUUGAAACAAUAAAACAUGUUCUUAUCACACAAGAUCUUAAUUUUUUUGUAGAAGACAAAUAACUUGUUAUAUUCAUAUGCUUGUAAAUAUUAUGUAUGGAACAGGUCCUAGCUUUUUUAUAUAUGUAUAUAUAUGUGUGUGUGUGUGUGUA